GCAGCGCAGAGGCUGGAGGGGGGCGGGCUGGGGGGGCGAUGGCUGCGAUGCUGAGCACCUACCCCUGGCCGGAGAGGUUGGAGGGGGACACGGCCGAGGGGCUGCAGCCGGGGCCACCCCCGCGUUGUCCUCCGGGGGAGAAAAGCUCCGAGAGCCGCAUCCGCCGGCCCAUGAACGCGUUCAUGGUGUGGGCGAAGGAUGAGAGGAAGCGUCUGGCCGUGCAAAACCCCGACCUGCACAACGCGGAGCUCAGCAAGAUGCUAGGCAAGUCCUGGAAGGCUCUGAGCCUCUCACAGAAGCGACCCUAUGUGGAGGAGGCUGAGCGGCUACGGGUGAAGCACAUGCAAGAUUAUCCCAACUACAAAUACCGGCCCCGGAGGAAGAAGCAGGUCAAGAGGAUCUGCAAGCGGGUAGAUCCUGGUUUUUUGCUGGGCAGCCUGACACGGGACCAAAACACGGUGCCAGAGAAGCGGACCUGUAGCCGGGCCCGUGGAGAGAAAGAGGGGCCAGGUGAGUACCCAUCUCACCCAGGCCUGCCAUCCAUCCGGGGAUACCGGGAGGGCCCGGGCAGUGGCACCAGCAGCAGCACCAGCGUGGACACUUACCCCUAUGGGCUGCCCACUCCCCCGGAGAUGUCUCCACUGGAUGCCAUAGACGCUGAGCAGAGCUUCUUCUCCUCGCCCUGCCCUGAUGAGCACCACUGCUCCCACCUCACUGGAGCCACCUACUCCCCGGAGUAUGCGGGCAGCUCCCUCUCAUGCAGCCACCACCCUCUCAGCCCCAUGCCGCAGUCGGCCACCUGCAUGAUUCCCCCAGCCUCCAGCUGCCCUCCCCUUCCUCCUCCUCCCAGCUACUACGCGCCUGCCUUCCCCUCCCUGCACCCCUCCAACCUCCAUGCCCAUCUGGGCCAACUCUCCCCACCACCCGACCACCAUAGCUUUGAUACCUUGGACCAGCUAAGCCAAGCUGAGCUCCUGGAGGAGAUGGACCGCAAUGAGUUCGACCAGUAUCUCAACAACCCCAACCACAGCGACCACCACAGCAGGGUCUUGGUCAAUGGACAUGCCCCAGCAGCUGGCAGCUCCCACGCCUCUGAGACCAGCCUCAUCUCCGUCCUUGCUGAUGCCACGGCCACCUACUACAAUAACUACAGCGUCUCCUAGACCCCCAGCCAGGGCCACCUGUACUGGCUGAGGAAGGACCUGGCACAGUAUUACGAGGCGUUGCUCCCUGGGGACAUCGCUCACCACCCUUCAGGGUGACCGAUUCCGAACCAUGAGGGACAUGGAGUCUCCUCCGUGGUAUAGGUAAAGGAUUUCGGUCGUCACUUUGCUACUGGUGCAGAGCCUCGGGUGCCCUGUUCUGAACGAGGUCAUGGGGGAUAUUUCCCAAUGCCAAAGCCCUUUGGCCAAGUCCCUCUCCCAAAGCAGAGAUGCUCCUGGGAGCAUGGGAAGACUGCCCCCUGAAUUUGGGGCACCCCCAGCUCUACUUUGGAGUCAAGAGGGCAGCAGCAUCCCGCAAAUGGCAGGUCUGAAGUCCUGGCAGGGGCAAAACCCCUGCAAGGGGAAAAGGCAAGGGUUGGAAAGAAAGGGAAGGUUUUGGUAAAAGGUCACACAGUCUGCAGGCGUGCUUUUCUCUGCUCUCAGUUCCUGGUGUCCGCAUUGCCGUAGCUGCCCUGACCUGCCUAACUGCUCCAGUAUGGUUUAAACUCCCUCAUUCUCCUGCCUCUAAACCGUGAGUUAUGGGCUUCAUCCCUCAGGAGACUCUAAAGAAGAGGACAGGACACCAGGGAUGCUGCUGGGAUGGCCCUGGGGAUGCACAGGAUGGGGGUGGGUGCAGGGGGGGCAAGCCAGCCCGGAAGGCACUCAGCCUAGGCAUGUCAGAGAAGGGUAAGAUUAGGGCUUGGGAAGGCAGGAUCCGGCCAGUAUCCACCCCCUCCCAUAGCUUCCCCUUGGCCUCCUAGCAAAAGCAUUCCCGAAGGGAGGCUUUGGGAGAGAGAGCUGCCCUCUCUGCCAGGCUGGGAACCAUCCUGGGAGGAGCACUCGGGCAAAGAGGUGAUAAUGUAGCAGACGUUUUUUAUCAAACAUCCUUUGAAGGCAAAGACAUCACUUUUUGAGCCACAGUGCCCAAUGCCUCUUCUAACUCUGGCGUAUUAUUGCUUGUAAUAAAGCUGUACAUUGAUUUAUUCUUUCCAUUAUUUCUCCCCUUGGAUUUUGUAUUGCUCGAGUUCUCUUCCUUUUCAUAAAGAUGAAGCUUUAUUUUAAAUCAGUUAUAUGACAUGAUUAAUCUUAGUGUUUACUGUAUGGCACUUGGUAAUGAUUAGUUAGUAUUGUGGCUAUGAUUUUCUGGUUUCAGUUCCAAACAUGUAUUAAUAAUAAUUGCAAAUAAUACUUAACAACUCCCCCCUCCUCCAGCUUCACAGGUUUUUAAGCUAAUACAUUCCAUCUUUUUUUGUGUGUGACUCUAUGCAUUUUGAAUGAGUGUAGAUAUGAGUUUGCAUAAAAUAUUUAAUUUAAAUAAAUAUGUUUUUAUACAAUGAUUGUUUUAUGGUUUAAAUUGCUGUAGCUAUUGACAAAGUUUUCAAAACAGAAACAUUUCCUGUGCGAGCGCUAUUUUUUUAAAUUUUUGUU
Messenger RNA from Cuculus canorus (common cuckoo), 2630 nucleotides. It is a transcript of the gene SOX7, whose product is annotated as SRY-box transcription factor 7. Bases 39 to 1163 code for a protein of 374 amino acids. The record is from RefSeq and is a predicted model, not a curated record. The transcript has 2 exons. Gene Ontology annotation, biological process: regulation of DNA-templated transcription; cell differentiation; anatomical structure morphogenesis. NCBI's taxonomy places the organism in Eukaryota, Metazoa, Chordata, Aves, Cuculiformes, Cuculidae. Gene Ontology annotation, molecular function: RNA polymerase II cis-regulatory region sequence-specific DNA binding; DNA-binding transcription factor activity, RNA polymerase II-specific.